GACAUGCCAGGCUAAAAUAUUUAAAAUUUUAGAGUUGAAGUGGUGCGAAAUAAGAAUGUUCCUGAAUUUGGACCUGCUAUUCCCAGUCCGGGCUUAAUUUACGACGAAGAAGAAUUGCGUGAAUUUCUCAUUCUAAAACUGAUUAACGGAGAAAAUGCUGCUUUGAAAUCUGAAAAGUUCGCGGUGCCAAACAGCAAAGCGCGUGCGAGUCUUUUGCAGAAUCUUGUAAGCAAGGGUUUAGAAGUUUCGCCGGUCAAUGUGACGAGUACCUUCAGUACAAGCCGGCUUUCGACCACCGAUUCCAAUUUGGUGGGUAAGAUGGCUUUGAGGAACCAUUAUCAUGGUGAACGUCCCAAAUCCGCAGGGGCAACACGUGGUUCAAUCCGUGAUUACCGUGCUGGAGCGGACAAGGAUCACUUGGACCAAGGCGGUGAAAGCCCGCUCGAUUCGGCCAUUCCACCUAUCCCUACCGCCUCUCGAUCCACUAUUUUGCAGGACCUAAAACGCUUUGCUCGUCGACGAAGCGUCGGCAGUUUGCUGCCUUCUCAGAAACCACCCGUCGCUUCAAAUUUGGACAAGGAAGAUGCAUCCAAUUUGCCUGCCAAUGAAAAGAAUGGAUCUCCGCAAACCAAGACGUCAUGCCCCCGAAUUUCCACCAGAAGCUCGAUGAGUGCCAGUCGCACGUACCAUUCUUUGCCGUCAUCGACAAAUCUCGACGGCAGUAUCCGUUCGCGAGCACAACAUCUGAUGACGAGUGUGAUGGGUCGAAGAAGCUCGUCCCAGAAUGGUACAAGCUCCCUAACAAUGGUGACACCAAGUCAGUCAAGGUUAGCCAAGAAAGCGGUGGAAGGAAAGACAAACGAACGAUUGCAAAUGAUCGCCAAUGCAGACGCUAUUUAAUGCAAAGUCCUACUCUACCUUUAACCCUUUAUGCCAUCGAUUGUAGAGAAAUGCCAUUUACAGUAUAUUACAAGUCGAACUUAGAAACAGCGAUCAUUAACACGAGUAUUUAUUUGAUUUACUUUUGUACAAAAGAAAAGGGGGAGGGG
Radiomyces spectabilis is the source of this 1049-nucleotide messenger RNA. RefSeq lists its product as uncharacterized. The transcript is spliced from 3 exons. The coding region runs from base 319 to 900 and encodes 193 amino acids. NCBI's taxonomy places the organism in Eukaryota, Fungi, Mucoromycota, Mucoromycetes, Mucorales, Radiomycetaceae. The record is from RefSeq and is a predicted model, not a curated record.